UAUUAUGUAGUAAUGUACUCACUCGCUAUUGAACACUCAGUUCAGGUCAUUCAGGAUAUCUUGCGGUAAUAGAAUCGCCGGGUAUUGAUAAUCAUACAAUAGAUUUUAAAAUAAUAACAUCUUAAGUAUUCAGUUUAACUUAUUAGUAAAUUAAAUAAAAAUGUUUAGUAUUGCGUAAUUAUGUAUUGUUAAGUUAAAUCAACAAAAUGAUUUUGUUAAUAAAGUCAUUUGUUUUCAUACUGCUUAUAGCUAAAUCAUUAAGUACUACAUCAGAGGAUGGUGUUAAAUAUGCUAAUAAAUGUGAAGUUUGUAAAAUAUUAGCAGAAGAAUUAGAGGGUCGUUUACAAGAGACUGGUAUGACUAGUGAAUAUUUAGAGCUUGGUUACUCGAUAGAUCAGCCAAAAAAGAAAAAAGAGUACAAAAAAUCAGAACUGCGUUUAGUCGAAUCAUUAGAUGGUCUUUGUGAAAGAAUACUUAAAUAUAAUAUUCACAAAGAAAGAACUGAUAGUACACGAUUUGCUAAAGGAAUGAGUCAAACUUUUCAAACAUUACAUGGCCUUGUAAAUAAAGGUGUUAAAGUUGAGCUUGGAAUACCAUAUGAACUUUGGGACAAACCUUCAGUUGAAAUUACAAAUAUGAAAACUCAGUGUGAAGAUUUGUUGGAAACUUAUGAAUCAGAUAUAGAGCAAUGGUAUUUUAAUGAUCAAGUUGAAAGUUUAAGAAAUUAUCUAUGCAAAGAUCGUGCAUUGAUUGAUUCUGAUCAAAAAUGCUUAUAUGAGGCACCGUCUAAAGGGGAUACAAGACAGAUAAAUCAAGAAUUGUAAAAAAUUGAUAAACUUUUUGAAGUUUGUAUAUAAAGUUAAUAUUUCAUAAACAUUAUCAUUGAAAAU
Melanaphis sacchari is the source of this 890-nucleotide messenger RNA. RefSeq names its product protein canopy 4 (gene CNPYb). The record is from RefSeq and is a predicted model, not a curated record. The coding region runs from base 207 to 824 and encodes 205 amino acids. Lineage: Eukaryota; Metazoa; Arthropoda; Insecta; Hemiptera; Aphididae. The transcript has 5 exons. Gene Ontology annotation, cellular component: endomembrane system. Gene Ontology annotation, molecular function: signaling receptor binding.